Engraulis encrasicolus (European anchovy) is the source of this 4475-nucleotide messenger RNA. RefSeq names its product calcium activated nucleotidase 1a (gene cant1a). Bases 1038 to 2378 code for a protein of 446 amino acids. The transcript is spliced from 4 exons. Gene Ontology annotation, molecular function: calcium ion binding; UDP phosphatase activity; GDP phosphatase activity. NCBI's taxonomy places the organism in Eukaryota, Metazoa, Chordata, Actinopteri, Clupeiformes, Engraulidae. The record is from RefSeq and is a predicted model, not a curated record. Gene Ontology annotation, biological process: proteoglycan biosynthetic process.
UGCGUGCGUGCGUGCGUAAGCAAAUCGGCCUCUCCUUGCUCUCCGUCUCCUACCAAUCUGAAUACUUGCUUGUCAGGCAGUAGGCCGGCCAAUCCUGUUCCUAUUGUGUGCGUUGUAGUACCUGUGAUUCCUGCUCUCACACACUCUGAUCCGCCUUCAUGCUCCCUCCCCUGCUCCACGUCUUCGCACACAUGCUCACGACACACAGACGUACAUUCAUACGCACACACCUACUUCCUUGGCACCCACACACGUUCACACGCUGCCCAGUGGCUUUGUUGCUGGCAAGAGAGGUAAGCACCAGCCUUCACACUCCGACACUGACACUUGGGUGUCGGGUUGAAUUUUGUGACACUAGUUAAGCUGGCCAGGGCCUGGCUUCUCCUCCUCUCUCAUCCACCUGAGACGGUGUGCCAGGCCAACUGGAGCAGAGGUAUGUGGCGAUAGCUGUCAUCUUCAUCCACAAAAUGGAGGACAUCACCGCACAUUGACUUGGAUGUCAUGUGGAAAAUCGAAGCCUGCCGGUGUGCAGUGAUUUCCCCUUUCUCUGUUAUAUUUUCUACUGCACAUCACAGGCUCCUUGGAGCUGGUUGCACAUAGAGACUUAACUGCUGUUAGGAGUCAUCUUUUCAACUGAAAAGUCAAAGAGAUGACACCUUAGCUUGACUUCUGACUAAUCAGACUGGUGUCUUUCUAUUCAGUUGUUGAGAAGAUUCUGUCUGAAAAUUCCUCGAUAAACUGAAGUUCCCCAAGUAGCUUGAGGGUUCAAAGAGGGAAUUUAGAGUCUGGUGUGUACUGUGAUCUGUUUUAGUAAUACUGUGGUUUGUGUUUCAUUGUGAGUGUGAGUGAGAUUAUUCGUUAGCUGUCGUAUCGUAUGUUCAGUAGUAGUGGGACAACCAGUUUGGUGGCAACAGGACUGAAGAGGUGGUGCUGCCACCAUGCGUAAUCAAUUGCAAUGGCAUUCUUUCAACACUACAGCACCAAAAAAAAACUGAAACAGGAAAAAAAAGAGACGUACAGGUUUGGCUUUACAAUAGAUGUGUGACAUUUGGGGAUCGGCAGAAGCAAUGAGGCAGUGGACUGAAGGUGGCAGCACAGCUCACUCGCCCAUGCCUGUGUCGUCAGCAGGCCUGACAUCGCCGGAGCCCAAGCAGCAGAAUGAUCCUCGGGGCGCGCUGCGCAUCUCAGUAGGGGGUCUGCCUGUCCUGGCCUCCAUGACCAACACGCUGGACCCGCGCUUCCGCAUCAAGUGGCGCGCCAUCGUGCUGAUGGGAGCAGUCCUGGCCCUGCUGCUGCUGCUCUACCUGCACUUGUCCCCGGGGGGCGCCAACGGCUCGCUGUACUCCCCGGGCCACACGCGGGGCCAGCAGCACCACCACAGCAACCCCAAGGGCCCCGCACAGGGCGGGCUGGCGGAGCGCUACAACGACACCUACCCGCUGACCACUCCCGAGCGCACCGCCGAGGGCCUGCGCUACCGCAUCGCGGUCAUCGCCGAUCUGGACACGGCGUCGCGGCAAGAGCGUCAGAAGAACACCUGGAUCAGCUACCUGCGGCGGGGGCACCUGCUGGUGAGCGAGGGGGCGGGCCGGCCGCAGCUCAGCGUCCAAUGGGAUGCGGAAAAGGUGGAGCUGCAGACACACCUGUCGGAGAAGGGGCGGGGCAUGGAGCUGUCGGAGCUGACGGUGUUUAACGGGCGCCUCUACAGCGUCGACGACCGCACGGGAGUGGUCUACCACAUAGACGGCAACCGCGCCGUGCCCUGGGUCAUCCUGCCGGAUGGAGAUGGCAGUGUCUCCAAAGGCUUCAAGGCGGAGUGGCUGGCGGUGAAGGAUGAGCAGCUGUACGUGGGUGGGCUGGGUAAGGAGUGGACCACCACCUCGGGGGAGUUUGUCAAUAACGACCCCCAGUGGGUCAAGGUGAUCGGCUUCCAUGGGGACGUCCAGCACCAGAACUGGGUCAGCAAGUACCACCUCCUCUGCUCCGCCGCAGGCAUCCAGCCUCCAGGCUACCUAAUCCACGAGUCGGCGGCGUGGAGCGACUCGCUGCAGCGCUGGUUCUUCCUGCCGCGGCGCGCCAGCAGCGAGCGCUACGAGGAGACGGCCGACGAGCGGCGCGGCACCAACCUGCUGCUCAACUGCUCGCCGGACUUCCAGAACAUCCUGCUGAGCCGCGUGGGCCCGCUGGUGCCCACGCACGGCUUCUCCUCCUUCAAGUUCGUGCCCAACACCGACGACCAGGUCAUCCUGGCGCUCAAGUCGGAGGAGGACGCCGGCCACAUCGCCACCUACAUCCUGGCCUUCACGCUGGACGGCCAGAUCCUGCUGCCCGAGACCAAGAUCGGGGACGUCAAGUACGAGGGGCUGGAGUUCGUAUAGUGAAGUGACGAGGGCCGCGGGAGGGGGAGGAGUUUUUCCCCUGCUGAGCCUGAAUGAACGGUGACAAUGACAACAAAGACUUCAGCAGCAUCAUCAUCACCAUCGUCGUCAUCAUCACCAGUCCUCUUCAUAUCAGAUGUUCAGGCCACAAGGCUGGCAGGGCAGGGCAGGGCAGGGCAGGGCAGGUCAGGGUAGACUAGACCACAUCAGGCCUCCACUGCACUUGGCUGCACGUCAUGGACAAAACUCCCGGGACAAAUGAUCCACCCGAGUGACUCAUUGUGGUCGGAGUCCACAGCCCAGCUCCUCACCCACCCUCGCUAUCUCCGACCGGACCCAGGUUUCCCCCCAUCCUACAGCUCACCCCCCCCUUCACCACCACCACCACCACCCAUCUACACCCCCACCCAUGUUCUCUAUCCCAUAGCCCAGCCCCUCACCUCCAUUCUCCCCCCCACACACACACACAGGCUAGCCCCUCACCACCAUCUUUCAUUUCCUCCACCUCCUCCACCCAUGCUCCCAACCGCACAGCACAAGCCAGUCCCUCACCCCUCUCCACCCAUCUCCUCCUCCACCUCCAUCUCCUAGUCCCUCACCCCUCUCCACCCAUCUCCUCCACCUCCAUCCUUCCCACCCCACAGGCCAGUCCCUCACCCCUCACCACAAUCUCCCAUCUCCUCCACCCAUCUCCUCCACCCAUCAUCCUUCCCACCCCACAGACCAGUCCCUGACCCCUCACCACAGUCUCCCAUCUCCCAGUCCCACAGCACCGUCGCCCACCUCCAUCUCCCGGCUCCUCCACCUAUUCCCCUCCCUCCCCAUCCCGCAGUCCAGCCCUGUCCACAUCAACACUGCAGUUUGUCACUAGGGCAACAUGUGGGACAGAGGGCUUCCGGCCAGGGAAAGCCUGCAUUCCAGCAUCCUCCAACCUAGCACGCAUACACACACACACACACACACACACACGCAAUCCUACCAUACCACACCACACACCACACACCACCAGUCCAGUCACACACCACCAGAGUCCGUCACAGAUGGGCCAACGAGAACACUCACCCCAGACCCACUCAAACUGUCUGCAACUGUUGGGGUCAGGCGAUGACGUUGUUUUUAAUCAACGCGAGACUCCGAGAUGUUGUUCAGGCGACCUCAUGACGUGGUCAGGUGACCUCCUCGGGCCAGCUGGGCCCGGUAGUACUGUAUUGUAUUGACUGUUCAUAUUGAAUGUAAGAUGAGAGGAGUGCGGUCUGGUGCUCUCUCCACCUACUUUACUCAUCGCAGGGGCACUGAAGUACCAUGGUGAAUCCCAAUGCAUUUUUAAGGUGACAUUGAAUGGCAUUUUCUGUUUGUUUGUUUGUUUGUUUGUCUGUUUCGUUUUGGGUUUUUUUUAUUCAUAUUUUUAAUUCUGUGCUUUUCUGACACAUAUUUAAUAUCAUUUUUUGAUCCCCCGUCUUUGAAUCUAUAACUAUUUCUGUAACGAAACACUCGCAAACGUACCAUGACGGUGAUUGCCGAGUAGUAUUCCUAAUCUAAAGUUAAAACACUUAAGGAAAAAGAGUCGUUCUUCACACUGUGAGCAGUGAGGAGCCAAUGAAAGACCACAGAGCCCAAACCAGUCAACUGCUUUAAAGAGAAUCACACUAUGAUAUUUGGCCCUUUGAAUAAGGCCACACUAUAUGAUCUAUGGGGGACCUCUUGUACAGGGUCACACUAUGAUCUCUGGUCCUUUGAAGUGAGUAACACCAUGGCCUACUGUCUAUGAAUCUCUGUCUAUGAAUGCAGGCCCAUAUCCAGAAAAGCAUGAGAAGUACCAAAGAUAUCUCUAGAGUUCUCUGCAGAGGAGCGUAGUGUACCAAUGUUCUUUCGCCAUUUUCUUCUCUUUGUUGCCUUCUUCAUGUAUUUACAAUGUGAUAGGUCUGUCUUGGAGAGGAGAAGAGGUCAAACGGAAGGUGUAUGCACUACUUGUUUUAUAAUGAGUGUAUUCAUGACUUUUGAAGAAAAGUUACGGUGGGCUGGUUGACAUCCCUUUUCACCAGGUGAUUCACGUACACUGUGCCAUAAUUACUGACGUUCCUUAACAAAAUGUUUUUU